Molecule: messenger RNA, 1079 nt
Organism: Saccostrea cuccullata (small rock oyster)
Lineage: Eukaryota; Metazoa; Mollusca; Bivalvia; Ostreida; Ostreidae
Product: multiple epidermal growth factor-like domains protein 10
Exons: 4
Coding region: 35-649 (204 amino acids)
Source: RefSeq, a predicted model, not a curated record
UAGCAAAGGAACGUACAGUUACCUAUGUGAUCAAAUGUGCGGUCACUGUUUCGACUCAUCUUGCGAUGGAUACUCGGGAGUUUGUAAAAAAGGAUGCGUGGAUGCAGGUUGGUCUGGUCUUUCCUGUCAUUGUAACCCCCGAUGUAAAGAUGGAUGCGGAGUAGAUGGGGAAUGUCUAACCGGAUGUGCAUCGGGCUGGUAUGGCAAUUAUUGUGCUGAGCUUUGUCUCCAGGAGGGCUGUCAAGAAUGCGACCAGAUGACCGGAAAUUGCACACAUUGUAACUCGGGCAAAUAUGGACAAACCUGUGAAAAAUCUUGCCAAGAAUUUUGUGCUGGAUCUAUUUGUAAUAUUAGAGGCUUAUGUAUUCUUGGAUGUAAAAAAGGAUUCUCUGGAACUUUUUGUCAAAGUCCAAGUGCAGAUUUCGGUUCUUUUGGUAAACCCAUUAUUUACAUCAUCACUUUAGGAGUAUUGUUGUUCGGACUUUUUCUCAUCACCACUGGAAUUCUGAUCCAAAAGAAAAGAAGACAAAAAGCGGCGCCUGAGAAUACAUACGAAUCAACGAUUUCGACUCAUCGUGAAAACGCAGAAUAUGACAAAAUUCAACCAGAUCCUGUUUAUCACAAUACUGAUUGUCACGUUCAAAGUUAGAUUCUGUGUUUUGUAAAGAGGAUAUUCAAUGUUUUGUUAGUUGAAUGUGGAAUUUAUUUUCAUGAGUGGGACAGGAUUUAAAUUGAUGACUCACUGUUUAAAAUACAUUUACUAACAAUAUGACCGUUUGGUGUCGUGGAUAAUCUUUUGAAAUUUUAAUGAUUUUGAACCAAAUUUUAUGAUUAAAAAAAAUAUUAUGAUUUACAGUUGUUCAAAAUGAAAAAUGAUUAAAUCUUAUUGAUUAUUUAACUUGUACCGUUUUUUAUCAAAAUGUCCAUUUUAACUAUUGCACAGAGAACUUUCUCUAGCAUAUAGGAUUUGUAUUUCUAUUUGAAUGUUGUAUCUAUGUCAAGUGCAAGUAAUCAAUUCCGACUAACUUUUUUUCUAGCCUAUCACUAAUUAAAUUUGUAUACAUAUUUCUCAUUGGAUU